CCACUUUCUUUUUGAACUUUUGUAGUUGGCACUUAGACUGUGCUGAAUCCCCCUACUAUGAUAGGUGUGACAAGAACAUGCAGGGAAGUCAUUUAAAUCUGCAUAAAGUAUUCAGAAGGAGCCAAAAGAUGCACUGAAACCCAAGGGCUGGAAUCUUUCAGUUUCCCCAGAUAUGGUAUUGUAAACCACUCCACUCUUCCUCUCUUACUUCUUUUCUAUUUACUCAAUCUCUGUGUCAUAUAUGGCUUCUCAAGUCUUACCUUUUUCUUGGAGUAUAUGUUAUAAUGUUAAGAGGAGAGAGAAUUGCUAUCGAUUGAACGACUCCUAAGUCGAUACAAAGCCAUGUGAGUAGAGUUUAAUGAAGACAUGUGCUACCGAUUGAACGACUCCUAAGUCGAUACAAAGACAUGUGCUAUCGAUUGACAACAUCUUUAUGCUCAUUUUCUGCUUAUAAUGUGCUAAUUUAAGGCCAUGCUUAAGCUGCAAGCUUAGGCCCAUUGGAUAUUUCCGUUCAGGUUCCCUACCAUUUCCGGUGUCCGAUUUCCUUGGAGCUCAUGCGCGAUCCGGUCACCGCCUCCUCCGGCCAGACGUACGACCGGGAAAGCAUCGAGUCCUGGCUGGCCACCGGGAACACCACCUGUCCCGUCACUAGAUCGCCGCUCGCCGACUUCACUCUCAUCCCUAACCACACUCUCCGCCGGCUCAUCCAGGCCUGGUGCGUCGCCAACAGGGCGUUCGGAAUCGAGCGGAUUCCCACUCCCAAGCUGCCGGCUGAACCGGGCCUGGUCCGGUCCUUGCUGAGCCAGGCGUCUUCCGAGCGGAACCAUUUCGGCGUCAGGCUCUCCGCGCUGAGGAGACUCAAGGGACUCGCGCGCGACUCGGAGAAAAACCGUUGCGUUAUUCUGGCUAGCCACGCGCGGGAAGUGCUGCUCCGUUUUCUGUUCUCGCACGCGCGGGAUCCGCCGGAUUCGGAGGAGUUCCGGUAUGAGUCGCUCGCGAUUUUGGCUGUGCUCUCACUCUCCGAGGAGGAGUCCGUUCUCGUGUCCUCCGAUCCGGUUCGAAUCGGUUACCUUGUGUCCCUGCUUUCGAAUUCUUCCAUUCAAGUCCGAAUCGACUCGGCGGCGGUGAUAGAGUCCGUUCUCGUCGGGACGAGAUCGCCGGAGCUGAGGGCUCAAAUCAGCGACGUCGACGGGAUCUUCGAAGGAAUAAUCGCGAUUCUCGACUGUCCGUUGUCGUACUCGAGAGCGUCGAAGAUCGGAGUGAAGGCUCUGCUGGCGCUGUGCCUGACGAAGCAGCACCGGCACAAGGCGGUGUCCGCCGGAGCAGUGGACGCGCUGGUAGACAGGUUGCCGGAUUUUGACGAGCGCGACGCGGAGAGGGCGCUGGCCACGGUGGAGCUCCUAUGCCGGAUUCCAUCCGGAAUCGCGGCCUUCGCGGUCCACGCAAUGACGGUGCCUCUGCUCGUGAAGAGCAUCCUGAGGAUCUCGGACAGAGCCACGGAGCACGCCGCCGGAGCUCUCCUCUCCAUAUGCUCCGACUCCGAAGCAGCACAGCGAGAGGCGGUGUCGGCCGGCGUUUUAACUCAGCUGCUCCUGCUUGUGCAGAGCGAUUGUACGGAGAGAGGGAAACGGAAAGCGCAAAUGCUGCUGAAGCUGCUGCUCCACAACCACGAUUGUUGGCCGGAGGACUUCGCCGCAAAUUCAGUGGAUUUUGGGGCUUGAUUUUGAUUGGGGGUACCUAAUUAAUUCUUUUCUAUUAG
This is a messenger RNA of Cuscuta campestris, 1759 nucleotides long. The record is from the annotation of a GenBank genome assembly. Lineage: Eukaryota; Viridiplantae; Streptophyta; Magnoliopsida; Solanales; Convolvulaceae.